AGACACUUUGGCAUAGAGCAGCCUCGUGUGCUCAGCGCUGUUCAUUUUACACUUGUUUCUUAAUUUGACGUCAUGGGUCGGAAAGUUACACUGGCGACUUGUUCCCUGAAUCAGUGGGCUUUAGAUUUUGACGGCAAUGUACUAAGAAUACUGAAAAGUAUUGAAAUAGCCAAAUCGAAAGGGGCUAAGUACAGACUGGGACCAGAGCUGGAAAUCUGUGGAUAUGGAUGUGCUGAUCAUUUCUAUGAAUCGGACACUCUACUCCACUGCUUCCAAGUCCUCAAGGAUCUGCUGGAGUCCCCCGUGACCCAGAACAUUAUCUGUGAUGUUGGCAUGCCUAUUAUGCAUCACAGUGUUCGCUACAACUGCAGGGUCCUUUUCCUGAACAAGAAGAUAUUACUGAUCCGGCCUAAAAUGCUUUUGGCAAAUCAUGGCAAUAACAGGGAAUUUCGUUGGUAUUCACCUUGGAGUCAGCCCAGACAUGUAGAGGAGUACUUUUUGCCCAGAAUGAUCCAGGAUGUGACCGGACAAGUGACGGUGCCAUUUGGAGAUGCAGUUCUCUCCACAAAGGACACCUGUAUAGGGAGUGAGAUCUGUGCUGAGCUGUGGAAUCCCAGGAGUCCUCAUGUUGACAUGGGUUUAGAUGGCGUGGAGAUCUUCACAAACUCCUCUGCCAGCUAUCAUGAGCUACGCAAGGCUGACCAGAGGGUCAACCUGGUGAAAUCAGCCACCACAAAGAGUGGGGGGAUUUAUCUCUUUGCUAAUCAGAAAGGAUGUGAUGGGGACCGUCUGUACUAUGAUGGGUGUUCUAUGAUCGCCAUCAAUGGAGACAUUGUGGCUCAUGGGGCACAGUUCUCUCUAGAUGACGUGGAGGUUGUCACAGCCACUCUAGACCUUGAGGAUGUGCGCAGCUAUCGAGGAGAGAGAUGUCACCCACAUAUGGAGUAUGAACACAAACCAUAUCAAAGGAUAAAAGUUGAUUUUUCCCUGUCAGACUGCAAAGACAUCUACUUGCCCACCCACCAGCCUGUGGACUGGGGCUUUCACUGUCCUGAGGAGGAGAUCAGUCUUGGACCUGCAUGCUGGUUAUGGGACUAUUUAAGGAGGAGUGGUCAGGCUGGCUUCCUCCUCCCUCUGAGUGGUGGUGUAGACAGCGCUUCCUCUGCCUGUAUCGUCUACUCAAUGUGUGAGCUGCUCUGCAAGGCAGUCCACGACGGCAACGCCCAGGUGUUGGAGGAUGUCCAGCGGGUGGUGUCCGAUGGCUCCUACAGGCCAGAGGACCCACGGGAGCUGUGCGGGCGGCUCUUCACCACUUGCUACAUGGCUAGUGAGAACUCUUCCACGGGCACCCGUGACCGAGCCAGAGCUCUGGCCACCCAGAUUGGCAGCAAUCAUCUUAAUAUAAACAUUGACAUGGCAGUGAAAGGCAUGCUGGGAAUCUUUUCCAUAGUGAUGGGGAAGUGGCCAAAAUUCCGGGCGAACGGAGGUUGCCGCAGGGAAAACCUAGCCCUGCAGAAUGUGCAGGCUCGUGUCCGGAUGGUUCUGGCAUAUCUUUUUGCCCAGCUCUCUCUGUGGGCUCAAGGGAAGCCCGGUGGUUUGUUGGUGCUUGGCUCGGCCAACGUGGACGAGAGUUUAACUGGCUACUUCACAAAGUAUGACUGCUCCAGUGCUGACAUCAACCCCAUUGGAGGGAUUGGUAAAAUGGACCUGAAGCGCUUCCUUCAGUACUGCAUCGAGCACUUUCAGCUCACUGCUCUUACAAGCAUUGUUGCUGCUCCACCCACCGCUGAACUCGAGCCCCUGAUUGAUGGCCAAGUGUCUCAGACAGAUGAGGCUGAUAUGGGGAUGACCUAUUCAGAGCUGUCAGUGAUCGGCAAGCUCAGGAAGAUCGCCAAGUGUGGCCCAUACAGCUUGUUCUGCAAGCUCAUUCAUUCAUGGAGAGAGACCUACUCUCCCUUACAGGUGGCUGCCAAAGUGAAGCGUUUCUUCCGGAUGUACUCAGUCAACAGGCACAAGAUGACCACAGUGACGCCAUCCUACCAUGCUGAGAGCUACGGGCCAGACGACAACCGCUUUGACCUUCGUCCCUUUCUCUACAACACAAAAUGGUCUUUGCAGUUCCGCUGCAUUGACCAGGAGGUUUCCAUGAUGGAAGGUGGAGAUUCUGAAUAUAUUAAAUAACCUUAUCUAGGGUAUUAGGGGUAUCUAAGAUAAGAUCUCUAUUCUGGCCAUUAUUGAUUUCCCUUGUCAACUGAGUCUCCCUGUGGCCACUCAAAAGUAACUUGCUAGACUCUAUUACGUAGUAGCUGUUAGAUUACUGUAUCUUUACAUUACAUUUUACUCAUAUUUUGUACUGUUGCCUCCAGACAGUGGAUAUUUGGUUAUUAUCUGUUAAAAAUUAAAAAUAAAAUGCCCCAAGUGCCUGGA
This is a messenger RNA of Electrophorus electricus (electric eel), 2427 nucleotides long. RefSeq names its product NAD synthetase 1 (gene nadsyn1). Lineage: Eukaryota; Metazoa; Chordata; Actinopteri; Gymnotiformes; Gymnotidae. The record is from RefSeq and is a predicted model, not a curated record. Gene Ontology annotation, cellular component: cytoplasm. Gene Ontology annotation, biological process: NAD+ biosynthetic process. Gene Ontology annotation, molecular function: glutaminase activity; ATP binding; NAD+ synthase (glutamine-hydrolyzing) activity.